UCCAUCACAGCAUCGCGCAACGCGACAAGUCAACAUUUAGACGAUGUCGCAGUAUCCACGCAGAGCCUCCCGGUUUUAGCUUGCCUAUCCUAUAUUAGUUUCGGACCAGAUCUGCGGCGCUCCAGGAAGCAAUGGAGGUCGUCAAGGCGGCCAGCUCGCUCAUGGUUCCCAAGAAGUUCCGGAGUGUGAGGGAAAAGAAUGGCGGCCAUCGUCGCAACAGGUCCUCCGAGUCCGGCGCCAAGGCACGGCCCCUGACCGCCGACUCGUGGCUCUCCAUCUUCAAACCCGACUCCGCGAAGCAGGCCCAGAAGGAGAAGGAAGAAGAGGAGAAGGAGGCGGCAAAGGUCGAAGCCAUAGCCAAGAGGCUCACAGAGCUCAACUACCACGAAAUCUCCAAGGACAUCAUCCGAGUUGCCCUCCGCUCCAACUUCGCCGCCGGCGACACCGACAAAGCGGUCGAGCUUCUUCAACUCCAGCAACAAGCCUUCUCGGGAAUAAUCCAACCCUAUGACCCGAACGUGGAGAUGCUCGGCGCCGAAAACAGGGGGAACGUUACCUGCUAUCUGGAUUCAUUACUGUUUGCUAUGUUCGCCCAUCUCACAGCUUUCGAGUCGAUGCUGCAGAAUGACUUGGAAAGUGAGCCUCAGAGGAAGUUGGCCGCUUUGCUCAGACUAUGGGUGAACAUGCUCAGGAGUGGGAAGCUGAUCCACACUGAUAUGAUGGAACAUAUACAGCAGGCCCUAGCCGAUUGUGGCUGGAAAGAGGCCGCGCUCCUUGAGCAGCAGGACACGUCCGAAGCUUUUGCCUUUAUCGCUGACGCAUUGCAGCUGCCGCUGCUCGCCCUCCAAGUCGAUCUCUUCCACCAAGGCAAGGGAGACGCCGACGACCACAAGGUCGUCCACGAGAGGUGUCUGAACCUCGCUGUGCCUCCCGACCCCGAUGGGAAGGGGAUCAAGCUUGAGGAUUGCUUGGAAGAGUACUUUAACAACAAGGUCGAUGUUCUCCGGGACAGUGUGGAGGAAAAGACGCCUGUCGACAGGCCGACCCUAAGCCCUUCCAGCACAAUUCGACUCGUCUCCGAGGAGCCGCCGGGUGAGGAGGCCGAGCACACUCGGCUGCAACGGCGAUGGACGACUCACGGAGGCGUCGUGCAGUCACCAGUGUCGGUAUCUAGUCCAGACCCCUUGAUCUCCGAAGGCCCUUCAAGCUCCCGGACCAGGUCGACCAGUAUCAUCCAACGGUUUGUGGUGAAGGGAGAAGGCCACUCGACAGCAAAGUCUACGGACGCGGAAACCAGGAGUCUGCUUGAGCGAGCUAAACGUACUGGUUCGUCGGUGGUCAAGGCCGUCACUAUUCCAGCCUGGCAGUUCUACCGAUUGAUACCAUGGAAUGCCACCUUGAACAAGGCGCCGAGCAACGACGUAGAGCUUGCUCGGCAUUUCAAUCAACGCCCCGUCGUGGCCAUCUGCUUGAAGAGGUACACGAUGACAGAACAGGGUGUUCCUAUCCGGCAAAACACCUUCAUCGAUAUUCCCGACAGUCUUCGCCUCCCUCAUUUCAUGGUCGUUGAUGAUCCGAAGGCGGAAGAACAGAAUCCGAACGGUCUGAGUCAAGGCUACAAGUUAGUUUUGCAGUCGGCGAUCUGCCACCGAGGCGACUCUCUUCACAGUGGACAUUAUGUCGCCUAUGCUCGGGUCGCGCCCAAGCUCCUGACGGACAAUCGGAGACACGACCACGAUCCCCCUCCUGACUACGAAGAAGCACAAUGGGUCAAGUUCGACGACUUGGCCAUUGAAAAGCGGGUCGAAACCGUCGACGAUAUCCAGCAGUGUCUUCGACGGCAAGAGGAAAUGCCAUAUGUGUUGAUCUACCAAAUCGUGCCCAUGGUAGAUGUAACGACUGCAUCAACCGACGGCUCUGUCACCGAGCCGCCGUCGUACCUUGAAUCAGCUACCAACGUUCCCGGAACACCGAGCGUCGGGGCGCCGUCCGACCACGGCGGCACCCUCUCAAAAUCAACUAGCGCUUAUUUUGACUCAGCGACGACUCUGGCUCAUUCUGGCCCGCAUCUCCGCCCCAGUUCCGAGACCGACCGACCGCCACGAUUCAGUUUUGAUGACGACCCGUCCGCUCUGACCAUGAAGGCAAACGUCUCCCGGCGUGCUAGCAUCGCCUUCUCGGAGCCGGUAAUUGCCAAUCCCGUCACAAACACUGAGUCCGUCUCUCCGGCGGUCACCCCUCAGGAAGAGACAGCGGCAGCACGCCUCUCCAGGGCAGCGGCCAAGUUCAAGACAGGCGCCAGCAAAUCUCGGCCCUCGAGCCAGGUCGGAGAGGGCAGAAUCAGCCUUACCAUGUCAAGGUUCGGGUUUGGACGCCAGAGCAGAGAUAGCUCCAACGGCGCGAACGGCGUCUCCAGCUCCGAGACAUCAACCAACGAGCAGGGCCCGACUGUCGAUGGAGAGGAAUCGAAUGGAAAGGACAAGGAGGAGGAGCUCCUCGGGCCCCAUCAACACCACCACCACCAGAAAAAGGACAAGGGAAGGGACAAGGACCGCACCAAGUCCAAGAGCCGCGACAGGGAUGAAAAGAAGGACAAAGACAAAGGGAAGGGCAAAGCAGCCAAGGAGUCUGGCAAAAAUGGCGUCCCAGACCGCGAAUGCGUGGUCAUGUGAGCGGCUGCGCGAACGAGGUCACAGCAUUGUUGGAUUAUCAUUGAGUGGGAAGCAUUUGGUUCUGAGGGUUUCAUUCCAGGACACGGCACGCAUGCUCUCUUUUUCUUUUCAAUUAUCCUCAAACGCUGGCGCAAAGGCUGUUCUGGCUGACACAUCGGGAAACGGGAAGCGCUGGCAAAACAGGAAAGCAUACUGGUUGGA
Messenger RNA from Thermothielavioides terrestris NRRL 8126, 2873 nucleotides. RefSeq lists its product as uncharacterized. NCBI's taxonomy places the organism in Eukaryota, Fungi, Ascomycota, Sordariomycetes, Sordariales, Chaetomiaceae. The record is from RefSeq and is a predicted model, not a curated record. The coding region runs from base 132 to 2672 and encodes 846 amino acids. Gene Ontology annotation, cellular component: nucleus; cytosol. The transcript has 5 exons. Gene Ontology annotation, molecular function: cysteine-type deubiquitinase activity; cysteine-type endopeptidase activity. Gene Ontology annotation, biological process: protein deubiquitination.